GUAACUUUCAAGAAUGGGAAAUAAUGAAAGCACAGUUAUUGAAGAGAGUACACAAAUGUACAGUUCAGAUAGACAUAGUCAGCACAUCCAGGAAGUUUACGACGAACUAGAACAAGAAGAAGAUAGAAGUCCUCGUAUCAGCCCCAUGGUGGAUCUAAACUUAAGGGGUAUCAUGUAUUCGAUUGCACAAAGCCCAGAUAGAAGUAGUCAAACCAGUCUGGAUAUUCACGACGAAGUUUGUGAACAUCAAGAACCAGAGGAAGAGAAAAAAACUCAUGUCAGCCCUAUCAUCAAUUUAAACGUGGGAGGCAUCAUUUACUCGAUUAAGCAAAGCAAGCUCAACACUAUUCCAUUCUUUGAUGGCAUGUUUCCUGUCACAGACCACAUUGAAUUGUCAUUUGACAGAGAAGAAGUGUUUGUUGAUCGCGAUGGAAAUCUUUUUGAAUACAUAUAUCAAUAUUUGGAGAAUGAAGCAUAUCUGGUUUUGCCUUCUGAUACGUUUACGCUUGACCGGCUACUCAUAGAAGUAAAAUAUUACAAAUUGAGUGAAAUGGAAAAAAUAGUCAAAAGAAAACUCCAUUCAGCCAAGUUCAAUCAUUUGGAAAAACAAAGAACGUACACAGUGCUUUCCAUGCCUGAAUUUAAUAAGCUGUCAUCCGUCAACCUAGAAUGUGAUGAAGAGCAAGAAGCCCAGACUAUUUGUAAAAGCUAUGAAGUAAUUACAACAAUCUCCACUCAGGAGCCGUAUUGGGUGUGCCCAAGAGAAAUAUCAAAGCAUUCUUCUCCUGUUGAGUGUGGAAAACAUUGUAAGAGUGCAUUUCACCCUGAGCAGCAUGGAUGGUACUUUAAGAAUAUCGAUAGGAUUAUCGUUGCUACGAGAUAAUAAAGGGUUUUUUGUGUGUAUCCUUUUUUUGAAUAAUAAAAAAGAUGUAUGUCGACAGAUUUCUAUUAUCUCUUUAAAAUGAAGAAAAAAAGAGU
Rhizopus microsporus ATCC 52813 is the source of this 978-nucleotide messenger RNA. RefSeq lists its product as uncharacterized. The record is from RefSeq and is a predicted model, not a curated record. Gene Ontology annotation, biological process: protein homooligomerization. The transcript has a single exon. Bases 14 to 883 code for a protein of 289 amino acids. Lineage: Eukaryota; Fungi; Mucoromycota; Mucoromycetes; Mucorales; Rhizopodaceae.